Echinostoma caproni is the source of this 516-nucleotide messenger RNA. Lineage: Eukaryota; Metazoa; Platyhelminthes; Trematoda; Plagiorchiida; Echinostomatidae. The record is from the annotation of a GenBank genome assembly.
AUGUUUAAUGAACUGCCACACUCGUGCACCGCCAACCCCGUCAGUCCCCUUUUGCGUGUGCUUAUUUUCACCGUGCUGGGCCAGCGUGACCCCAAACCGAUGCUCGAGUCGUUACAUACCAUUGUUCAACCCGGCUUUGAUUUGGUCCUGUUCCUCAAUCCACAUCCUCCGGAAUCGGUGUAUCCGGCCAGCAAGGCAUCUCAGCACCACAACUGUCUAUCCUGUUGGCAUUCGUUAACCUCAUCGGACGUCUCAGAAACCGUAUGUUCUAUCGGGACAGCAAAGGACCUAUCCGACCUGGUCGAGUGGAUCGAACGUGUGCCGCGAUUGACUCGCGCACACCUGCUCGAGUUUGUACGAACACGGACUGUUCCCGAGGCAGAAUCCAAUGGAGUGGAACCUGUUUCCAAUGGAACAAUCGAUUCGUCAAACACAGAUACGCAUUGCCAUGUUCUAGUCACUGGGAGUCUGUAUCUGGUCGGUGCGGCUCUCAAGGCUUUGAACGAACCCGUGUGA